Molecule: messenger RNA, 4366 nt
Organism: Linepithema humile (Argentine ant)
Lineage: Eukaryota; Metazoa; Arthropoda; Insecta; Hymenoptera; Formicidae
Biological process (GO): central nervous system formation; innate immune response
Cellular component (GO): extracellular region
Molecular function (GO): Toll binding; growth factor activity
Source: RefSeq, a predicted model, not a curated record
CCGAUGCUGAUGCGUUCGUAUCGUACGGCGGACCGGCGAGAGAGCACGGACAGCGCACAUCGCACUCGCAACGCGCGCAAGCCACGCAACACAGCUCGCUCUCGUUCGCGCUGCGCCGCCUCGGCCAGUCAGCGACGGUCGUCGUCGGUGCUCUCACGGUGGUGUUGUCGCCGUAUGGCCAUGCAUCGUCCCGCCGACCUGGUCACGAUCGCAGGAGUACACAUCGUCGUUCGCCGAGUCGCCAUCCCCGCGCGAGCGGGAACGAGCGGCCCACCCCGAGCUGAGCAACAGGCGACACGUCCCGUUGAACGUUGCGGAUCUAACACUUGGCACGGAGGAUUAUCGCGUCGAAGGAACGUCGAUCGAAAGUCCCUGGCAAUCGUCGUUGGCUCGGAUCGAAUAAUCGCACGGUCAAAGUACGGGAUCGCUUUCCCGCAAUCGCUUCGCUACGAAAAAUUGUCACGGAUUGGACAUUUAUCUGUUUCCUCGCCGGACUCGUAAAGAGAGUCUGUUGCGCGUCUGAAAAAUAUAUCGGUAAAAGACAAUCACUUGCGAUCGUAGCCGACUUUCAUCCCGGCCGAGACACUCGCACCCCGAGAAGUCGUUGCAGCGCACGCAGCGGGAGGACCAGGCGGUACCGGCACCGCCGCUAUUGCCGUGCCGCUUCCGACGGAGCGAGUCAGUGCUAAUCCUGAUUUCCGCGUGAACACCAUUCUCGCUUCUCGCCAUUUCGAGGACGAGUUUCACGGGGUUCGGAAUUGGUUCGCACCAGUCGAUGAUUCGUUAUUCGGUAGAGAGUCGCAGUAAUUUUCCACUGAUGAGGUGAAGUUUUGCAAAAGUGCCGCGUAUUUAGUGCAAGGACUGCCAAGGACAAAAACAAAAGGAUAGUGCGGUUCUUGAUUAUCGAAAUCCGAGUGGACAGCUUGUUGUACUUGUAAAGUGCCGUGCUGAUGCUUUUAUCGGUAUGAUUAUCGCGUUGUCGCGUUGAUCGUUUCGAGGUAUCAGCCUUACGUUUUGACUUCGAAAAAAGAGGCACAAAAGCAGGACGUGACCGCGAAGAAUCUCUCAUGUGUACGCAUUGCGUCAACGCAUCGCUGCAAUCGAGUCGCGACAUCGCGAGGAACACGCGACGCGAGUACUCUUUGGCAUGGUUACAUAAACCGGCGCCGACGGGACCGUUUGAGAAGUGAUUUUUUCGCGGGAGGAAGUGAGCACCGGCGCCUGCGGUUGCUGUCUCUUUCCACGCGACCGAGGGAAAAAGGGAAAAGCGAGAAAACGCCGCCAGACACGCGUCCAUUAUCGGCAAUUUCGUCGAGCCGAUCGCGCGUUCAAGAAAAUCCUGUUAUCACAUAAGGACACAUUUCUCCGACUCGGCACAACCGGCUAUCACGAAAUAGAUAUCCGACGGAAAGACGUGGGAAAAAUUUUCGACGCAAAUUCGAAGAAAAAAAACGACUUAAAGACGGUCGAUGACGGCUGAAUCCCGAUUGACAAUGACGGCCAGCGGCACUUGGCGCAAUUCAACAUCAUCGAUCAUCUCUCGACGCGGUGCUGUGCCAACGACACGUCGGGCAUCGACGUAGCGCGUUCGUCAAUUGCUAUUUUAUCGUCGUCGAGAUAGCGCACGGAGCGAUUCCUCAUUCACGGAGAGGAAUAAUUACGAAAAGACAAGAUUCAGGCCUCUCCCUUCAGCGCGCGGAGCCGGAGGGCAGCAUUUCCAAGACGCGAUCGGAAGGAAGUAACGUAUAGUCCGAUCGGCCUCUCGGGAUCAUCGUAUAUCUCGGCGGUAAUGCGCGCAAAUUAUGCGUCUCGCGCUUCUCUCGGCGCGCGGAGGAACGGCGACUAGAGGCGAGAACGAGCAAGAAGCGGUGCGCGUUUACACUCCACGAUAAUCCGCCUGUUGCGCUUCCUUCACCCGCGAUCUUCCUCCCCCCUCUCGUUAAUGCGGUGAGAAACGAGUGCUUCGUGACCGCGAUCUUCGAGUUACUCGGAACUGAAGAAGCGCGCCCGUGUCAACGCGUUUGUUCGUGUUUAUACAUUCUCGAGUGUGUUGUAAGCGUGCCGUGCGAAGACGCUCUGUUGCGCGUCGCCUUUGAAAUUCGUCCCGGGACCCGGCUCGGUCUUUUCGUGAUCCAUGCGAGCCGAGAAAGUUCGCGGAAGCCCGUCAGCGAUCUUCCUGGAAACUCGGCGAAGCGGCCACGCGAUAAUCGUGCGUUCCGCCGGAGGACAUCGCAUCGACGCAACAUAGAGUAUUUUCAGUUGAUUUACAUCGAAAGUGAAUAGUGUGCGGUUUUCGAGUAAAACAUUGAAAACGUUAAGAAUUCGACGAAAGUUCUUAGUGCUCAAAGCGAAUGAAUUUUUCCAUCAAUUUUUUUUUCGAACAUUGAAGAAAAGAUUACGUGACAUUUUACGGCGUCCGUCAUUUGCUUAAAUCUCGGAAAGUAAACACGUUGACAAUAACCUCUCGAGAAGUUCCGUCGGCUAAUUUGUGCAGCGGUUUGCUCAUUUUUGCUUCACACGAGCCGCUCGCAAACAUCGUCAUAUCGGAUCCUCGCUCAAGAUCUACGAUUCUGAAAAACUGUGGAUCCCCACAAAGACUCGCUGGACAUUGAAGAGAACUUAACGUCCGUGCUGCUAUUGUGGAAAUUCAAGACGCAGCACUUCGACCGGAUUUUGCGCCACAGCCACGCAGGAAUCCCUGGUCGUUCUGAUCGGCGGCGCGGUAGCCAUGUCAUCGCCGGAUCGGCACGGCGGAUCAUCACGAGAAAUCGACGUGGAGCCGGGAGAGAGAGAACCAUCGUCGUCGGCCCGGUAAAUUUAGGGCCGCCGAGUAGCCGAGGGAUCGGUAACCGAGGGAUCGAUACGAGCGGAUCGAUCCACCAGCUCGCAACCUACGGCCUUCUUGCUGGCCUGGCCAGCUACUAUGCGAAUUGAAGCUCUCAGAACCCUCGUCGCGGUGGUUUGGCUGACCGCAGUCCUGUGCCCGCGGUUUAUUGCCGCCAACAAUCUGACUAUAUCCUUCUCUCAAAUACACAGAGAAGAAUCGUUCAAAAGACAUCUCUCUCGCCGGGCAGUGCCACUGGAGGAACCGUUGAACAGGCCGAUGACAAUUCGGGAAAUGCAAAUGAUCCUGCAUCGCGAAGGAGGCAAGGACGGCCACGCGGUCGACUGCUGUCCCACGAUAGAGGAAAUGAUCGAACCUAUCGGCGGUCGAAAUCGAAAUGACAUGUACGUCCAGCUCUAUCGGGACGGCGACAAUGCCCAGAGAUUCUACGAGUACUCCUGCAGGCCAGACGUCCUCGAGAAGCCGUGCAGGUUCGUCGACCGGAAGUUGAGCUACAUGUCGAGAUGCGUGCAAAAGUUUUCGUACACAUACGCUAUCGUCGAGAGCCCAAAACCGGAAAAAAAGGCUGAAAGUGAAGAGGAGGAAAGAAGAGAAGAACACAGAAAGAAUGAGCACCGAAAGGUUGAGCGUAUCGAAGAACAUCACAUUCCCGCAAUUCCAGGCAACAACAUGAGCGAGUCCAGGUGGACAUUGGACUACAUCAAAGUGCGAAGCGGUUGCAGCUGCGAGAUCAUGACAAAGCCGAGGAAAAAGAAAGCGACGACCAAGGCGAGGAAAGCGAAGAGCAAACAACGUCAAUGGAGGAACCACGAGUACGACUCAGAAACGUGAAAGCAUCGAUUCGCAUUCUAAUAAACGAUACAUUGUGUGUGUAAUUGUGUCGCGAUCACAGAGAGAUCGAUCACAGAGAGAUGCGCGUGAAGAGCGAAUGUGAAACUAUAAGUACAAGAGGGAUAUGCAGAUUAUUGCUGGAUCGUAGAACGCAAUGAAAACGUUACCAACGAUUAUAUCAUCGAUUUUCUGAUGACAAUUACAUAAUUAAUUUAUUAGACAUUAUCGCGGAUGUGGCGUGCCGUUUUGUGAACGACGCGUUUACCGUCAAUCAACCGAUUUGUCCUCUCCUUGGUGCUUCGUUUAUGAAUAUCUCUUUUUUAGUGUAUUUUAAAUAUUUCCUCCUAUUUAUUACCAAUUGCUUUCAUAGGAAAUUUUCACGAGUUCAAUAUACAUAUUAUAGAUUUAAAUAUAAAAUUAUUUUUUUAUUUUAAAUUAGUAAUCUUACUGCAGUGAAAAUUACAUUCAUUAACAUACGUAAAUCGAGAUACUUUCUACAGCGAAUAUAUUUAGAAUCAACUGAUGUUGCAAUUCGAGAGCAAAAUUUCAAGAUAUCAGGAUAUAGUUGCAUCAAUUUUUAAUAAGGCAGGUAUAUGUCUCGAUAUGCGUUUCACUUAAUUUAAUAUGCUUUAAUUUACUAAAUCUAAUCUUUAUUUUACCGGCGGCCAGUUUUUUUCAUUUUGUACUAUU